ACCCGGUCCCUGAGGUUAGCCACCUGCCCGGGGAACUUGUGGUUGGUUGUUGCCCUCGGGUCGUUUCCGGGCGGGGACAGGAACCGGGCCAUGGAGGGUACUUCGGGGGCUCGCGAGUCCCGGCCCCGUCCGAGAGAGAGAGACCGGGAGCGGAGCUCGCACCCCGACCGAGACCGCCACGUCGAGCGGCCGCGGGACCGAGGUGGGGACAGGCCCAGGGAGAGGAGCGGUGACGGGAGAGGAGACGGGGACCGGAGGACGGACCGAGACCCGCGCCGGGACAGACACGCGGACGCGGGCCAUCGCGCGGCUGAACAGAGAGCCCGGGACAAGUCCGGCCAAAGCCGUGGGCGGCCCGAGCCCUGGGUGCCCAGCUGGGACUCAGCCCCGACCCCGGGGCCCGCACCGUGGGGGGCCCCGGAACCGCCGCGGAAGCAGGGCCUCGGGCGCCGCGGGCUGGAGAGCGAGCUUCCUCCGGAAAGAUACGCGCCCACACACUCGGGGCCCGCAUGGCAGGAAGAGGAAUAUUACCAGUCUGAAGCCAAGGGGCUCCUAGAGUGCCACAAAUGCAGAUACUUGUGCACGGGGAGAGGUGUGGUGCAGAUAGUGGAGAUGACCUUGAACGGCAUGGUUCUCAUGUGCGUCGUGGCCUCCUACUUUGUCCUGGCUGGAUUCAGCGCCAGCUUUGCCAGCGGCAGCGGCUUCGGGAAUAACUACUACUCACCUUUUGAGGGCAAGGAGCUGGAGCAGGUUCGGCAGCUGGACCAGCAGUACACGAUCCUGCGGUCGCCCCUGAUCUACGGCGGCUUGGCUGUCUCCCUGGGGCUGGGCGUUCUCACCAUGGGCGUUCUACUGCAGGGAGCCAAGAGUCUGAGGAAGCUGCCGGGGAGGUGGCUGCUGCUGGAGGCAGCCUUCAGCCUUCUGGCCGCGGUGGGCUACUGCAUCGGCAUCGGCUUUUACCUGCACACAGCGCUGCGCAUUAAUUCCAGCGACACUUGCAAAACCAGAGAGAGGCUCUACGCCCGCAGGGGUCUCACUUGGAUGAACUGCCAGCUGGCGGGCACUGACGGGGCAGCAGCCACCUUCGCCUGUCUUCUGGUGAUUUUGUACGCUGCCAGCGUGGUGCUGGCCCUGCGGUGCUACCGAGAACAGAAGCUCUCCAAAGACAGCCAGGAACAGCACAGAAACUACUGUGAUGUCCCUGAAUACGUGUGGUCUGAGACGCUCUAAGGAGACCCUCCCUUGGUCCUCCCCUGUACGCACAUGGGUAGACAACCAUGAUUUCCCAUGCUGCCCGAGGCACCUAAGCAGAGUUAAGUUGUAAAAGGAGAUCAGUAAAUCUGUUGGCCCUCCCCAUGAAAGCUUGGUGGUGGGGGGCCAUAGUUGUUGUGGCAAGCCUGGGUACAGCCUCAUGGCAGGGCUCUUGCCAUGUCGUAAGGCGAUAGUGUUAAGCAGGAGUCCAGCCAGAGAAAUUCUGAGAGCUGGAAACUCUCAGAAUUCUAAGCCUCAGAAAUCCUCCCUCACGCUGUAAACGGGAAAAGGCAUCUCAGGGCUCGAGCUUAGCUGGGCACUGGCUGCUCUUGCAGAGGACUCAGGUUCCCUUCCCAGCACCGAUGUGGCUCACAAUGGUGCACAACUCCAGCCGGGG
Molecule: messenger RNA, 1648 nt
Organism: Psammomys obesus (fat sand rat)
Lineage: Eukaryota; Metazoa; Chordata; Mammalia; Rodentia; Muridae
Gene: Marveld3
Product: MARVEL domain containing 3
Exons: 3
Coding region: 91-1230 (379 amino acids)
Cellular component (GO): membrane
Source: RefSeq, a predicted model, not a curated record